UUGAUAUUUUUAAUCACAGCGCCAAGCAUUUAGAGAUUAUUUACAGGGAUGGCUUGUAGCGGCGUCGCUAAUGGCAGCCAUAAAACUGGCUAUAAAGCCCAUUCCCCACGGAGGGCUAUAGGCAGAGGUCUCCCGGUUCACUGGGAACCAGGGCAGUGAUGGAAAUCGGCAUGCCAGAGAGAGAGGCCUCGCAAUGAGGGCUGGCUGCCGGGGAGGGAGACGGGGUGCUAUGGGGUGCCAGGGGAUGUGGGAUAUCCAGACUGGCUGCAUUGAGCCGAGGGUGGUGCCCAGGCCCUUGCGUUUCUGGAUCCUGCUCAAUGGCACCACCAGGCUCAGGGGAAUGACAGUGCCACCCGCCUCCAGGAUCCAAGUUCGAACCCCCAGUGCGGGCUGGAGCAGGCCCCCGGCUCCAGCACGUGUCCCCCAGCAUUGGGGAAUGGGGGCUUUGCUGAGGUCCCUCUGACCUGUGUCCCCUGCCAAGGGGGUCUCACAACCAGGUUUCUGUCUGACAGGCGCUGGCCGCGUGAUGGAGGGGGUGGCGGGGCCCCCCAGCGCCCUGCCCGCGGUGCUGGCUUUCCCGGAGGGUGACAGCCUGGCAGCCCAGUUCCUGCGGGCCGAGCUGGAGUUGAACGCCCGCCUGCGGGAGCUGGUGUUCCCUGAGCCCGUCUGCUACGUGUACAACCCGCUGGAGUACGCCUGGGAGCCCCACCAGGACUAUGUGCGCCGAUACUGCCGGCCUAGUGCUGACGUCCUCUUCCUGGGCAUGAACCCGGGGCCCUUUGGCAUGGCCCAGACCGGGGCCGACCUGCCGGCAUCCCAGCGCGAGGCCCUGCUCCGGGCUUGCGAUGACGGCCUGGCCCGGGCCGCUGGGCUGCUGGGGGUCUCCCUGGUGAUCGGCGUGGGCCGACUGGCCGAGCAGCGGGCGCGCAAAGCGCUGGCCGCGGCUGGCCUGCGGGUGCGGGUGGAGGGGCUCCUGCACCCCUCUCCCCGCAGCCCCCAGGCCAACAAGGGCUGGGAAGCCAUGGCCAAGGUCCGGCUGGCUGAGCUUGGGGUGCUGCCCUUGCCCAGCCCCUGAGCUCUGCCCUGCUGCGGGGCCGGGGUCCCCCCUCAUCUCCAUCCUCUGCCCCGUGCCUCCAUGGGCACCCGUGUUUAUGGUGCUAGCCACUGGCUACCAGGCCCCCCAACUUAUAAGAUGGGGCUCACAGCCACACUACCCCCUCCCCCCCCGCCUUACAGCCCCCUCUCCUCUCACCCACUUAACACUACAUGCCCGGUUUCCCGCAGGGGCUGCUGGGGUUUUGGGGGCACCCUAUCUGCCCCCCUGGUUUCCAUCAUGGUGGGACUAGCUGGGCCAUGGAAGGAUAGUCUGGUGGCUAGGGCUCUUGAUGGGGCCACGGGAGGCGAGGGGUUAAGCCUCUCCUCUGCCGCAGCCUUCUGCUGUGACCAAGUCCCAGAGCCUGCCUCAGUUUCCCCAUCUGUAGUGGGGGGGCGGAGAGGAGGGGGUGCUGUAACUUUCUUACCCCCCUAAGGGCCCAAGAAGGCAGCACCCUUUAUUUUUAGUCAAGGGGCUCACGUCCCACUCGGCUUCCCGUGAGAAACCCUCUGCCCCGGGUCUCCCAGGAGCCUCUGUAUCUCCAGACCUGCUCGCUCUGAUUGCCGUACAGUCUUGCAUACCACGCACCCCUGAACAAGACUCCCGUUGUUUUGGAAAGGCAGAAUGAGGGAGGAAAAGGUCUGUCCUUGCUUCUGCAAUGGGCUGGGGAGGGGGAGCGGGAAGGGUGUCCGCAGUCAGCAGCAAGUACAGCCUAACUUUUACCCCCCCCAGCCCCAACAGGCAGAAACUGCUAUUACCAUACUUCCUCACUUAUACUCACCCCCCGAUUCCAGGAGUUGAAUCUGGUUGGCAGGAGAUGUGUGUUGUUUUCAAGAAUAUACGGGACUUGGGGGAAUGUGGCAGGAGGACAAGUGAAUUGCCCUGGCUUUGGCUGUGCAAUGGCCUGUUUCACUCCAACACUGAAGCUGCACUUGGGAGAGAAACGGUCUGGGUUGAAAAUCUGCUAUUAGGGUUGGCAAAGUCUCUGUCUCGGGGAAAACCGUCUCUGUCUUGGGGAAGACCUGGCUGGACGCUGCUGCCCAGCAAGCAGGGGGCGGGGGGUGUCGGGGAGCUGUAAUUGUCCUUCCUCUGACGACAAGGCAUUAAAUAUUUCUGC
Messenger RNA from Alligator sinensis (Chinese alligator), 2210 nucleotides. RefSeq names its product single-strand-selective monofunctional uracil-DNA glycosylase 1 (gene SMUG1). The record is from RefSeq and is a predicted model, not a curated record. Lineage: Eukaryota; Metazoa; Chordata; Crocodylia; Alligatoridae. The coding region runs from base 527 to 1075 and encodes 182 amino acids. Gene Ontology annotation, biological process: base-excision repair. The transcript has 2 exons. Gene Ontology annotation, molecular function: single-strand selective uracil DNA N-glycosylase activity; oxidized pyrimidine nucleobase lesion DNA N-glycosylase activity.